AUGGAUAAUGCAGAGAAUAUAAUUACAGAAAUCUUUAAAAAUGAAAUAUAAGUCAAAAGACUUAAAAAAGGUAAUUAAGUUAAACAUAAUAGAAAUUUAAUCUUUGACAUAAUUGAAUCAAAAAGAAUUUAAAAUAACACUAAAAACAUUAAGCCCUAAUUUAUAAAUAAUUGUAUAAUGUCUUACUAAAGUAGGUUGAAAUGCCUCCAAUAGAUUCAUUAAAUUCAGAUAAGCCAAUCAUUUUUGCAUUAUAUUUAGAUAAUAGAUUUCCAUUUGUUUUUCCUAAAGUCCAUAUAUUAAGCUAAGUAGCUUUAAAAAUAAAUCUAAGUUUACAAAACCAACCUUGUCUGAUGGUCGAGAUUAUCUAGAAAAUAUAAUUUCAGGACCAUGGAGCCCUUCAAUUUUGCUUUAUGAAAUAAUUAAAAUGUUUCCACAAUUUCUAGUAAUAUGAUAAAUUUUAAUAUUAGGAAACAAUUAAGAAUAACCAAAAUAAUAAAGAUUAUCUACUUCAAUUAGGAAAUUAUUAAGAGAAUUAAGAAUUUGAUUUAAAUAUUGGCUUAUAAAAUGUUGAUUAUUUGCAAUGUUAAUAAAUAAUUAAUGGAAAAUAAUUUCCAAGAACUAUUUUAAUUAGUGAGAGUCAUCUAUUAAACCUUGAAUAUUAAAACAAAGAAUCAAUUUUAUUAAAUUACUAUUGCAUGAUGAAUCUUCAAAAAAUUGAGAAAGUUUAAAAAAAUAUCCUAUUAAAUUGGUAAAUGAAUGAUGGUAGCUUAAUUAUUCAAACAUUAACUUCAAAUAACUUAGAUUAGAUUUAUAAUAUAAUUAAUUCAUAUAAAUUAGGAUAAACUUAAAAAAAAUUUAAUUAAGAUGAUGUAACAUUACAAAAAUUUGAAUCCAUUUAAAUUAAUGAACUUUUGUAAUAGAUGAAUUUUAAUGAAAUAGAACUUUCUAAAAAUCUUAAUAAAAUUUCUUUACAUAAUCUAAUGACUUCAUAUUAAAAAGUAAUUUAAUUUAAAAAUUAUAGGCUAUUGAGUAUUAUUCAGCAUUUUCAGAUGAAGAUUAUAAAUAGUAUGUAAUUCGUCUUUAAACUUUACUUGGUAGAGAAGAUGUACAAACCAUUUUAGCUUGUCCUGUUAAAUGA
Molecule: messenger RNA, 1138 nt
Organism: Paramecium pentaurelia
Lineage: Eukaryota; Ciliophora; Oligohymenophorea; Peniculida; Parameciidae
Source: the annotation of a GenBank genome assembly